Caenorhabditis briggsae is the source of this 486-nucleotide messenger RNA. The transcript has 4 exons. The record is from RefSeq and is a predicted model, not a curated record. Lineage: Eukaryota; Metazoa; Nematoda; Chromadorea; Rhabditida; Rhabditidae. Bases 1 to 486 code for a protein of 161 amino acids.
AUGGCUGAAAACAAAGUAAACAUUACGGAUAAUCUAGAAACACUCAAAGAAGGCGAAGUGGUGACAGAUGAAAAGACUGGAAAGAAGUACCGUGUCAAGAAGAACAUUAUGCCACACUAUUCGGCUGGUGGACCACAUGGUUUAGGUGAUCCAGAAGAUCGAACACUUCGUAAAAUCGAGGCAGAUGUUAUUAUUCCGAAUCGAAUGAACACACAAAUCGAGCGUGUUGAAUGCAAUGAAUCCUAUAUGGGUUUGAUCACCUGUUUCCGAACCGAUGGUGCUGUUUCCGGACUGAACACGUGUAAACCGGCUCUUGAACUUUUCAAUCGAUGUAAAUAUGACAAAUUCCACGAUCCCGCAUUCCGAACCAAGAUUACCGACGAAUACAUUGCUGAACGGUCAGCUGCGCGAGCCAGUGGAAUGACUUCCCAGCAAAGAAAGUUAGAAGAAUAUCGAGAUUGGAAGAAGAAUACCGAGUCUAAAUAA